Messenger RNA from Chironomus riparius, 4188 nucleotides. The record is from the annotation of a GenBank genome assembly. Lineage: Eukaryota; Metazoa; Arthropoda; Insecta; Diptera; Chironomidae.
CUUUCUUCCGGUCGGUUUAAAAAUCAUAAAAUCUCUUCGAUCUGAAAAAAUGUUGAAAGAAAUUAAAAUUUUUACAUGACAUUUGUGACAUGCACAAAAAAAAUGCAGAACAAAAUUUGAUUUUCAAUAAAAUUAAUGGAAAUAAAAGUGGUGAAGUGGUGUAUGAGAUAUAACAGUAAAGAGGAUACAAUAGUUACACCAUAAAUCAUCAGAUUAAUUAACUACCUUUGCGUGCUAUCGAAAAUCAAUAAGAAGCAUAAAGACUUUGAAGGAUAAACCAUAAUAAAUUUUUUGAAAGAUAAUUCUUAAUACUCGAUGUGAGGAUAUGGUAAAAAGGAGCAGUGUGUAAAUUGUGAAGAGGAUGAAAUUGGAAGGAUAAAGAGAAAAAGUUUUUCCAGCACAGAGAAGAAAGUUUAAGAAGGAAAAAAAUUUGUGUGUGAUAUAAAUAAAAAAAUAACAUCCUAAAACUAAGCAUAGAAAAAUAACAACAACUAUCCCAAAGAAUUUUUUAUAAAGGAAAAGCUUUAUGCGACAAAGAAAAAAAAAAUAAUAGGAAGUAAGAAAGUUUGAAGCACAAGAAAAAAAAGUUAUGAAAGAAAAGGAAGAUUUAAUUCAAGCAAAAAAAAUAAGCAAGAGAGAAAAAGUUUGUUAAAGAAGACAAGACAGGACAAGAUUGUGCUUUGUAUGAAGAGAGGAAAAAUAAUAUAAAAAGGGAUAAUUCAAGUCCGAGAAGCAACAAAAAAAAAGUGGAAAGGCAAAGACGAAACUUUACUUUUUAUCAUUUCAUGUUUUGUGAUUGUGAUUAUCUGUGUUGAUACAGCAACCGUUGGCUUCUAUAUGUGCUUUGUGCUACUCCAGGUUGAUAAUACUGUAGAUCUAUUCAGAUUUUUUUCCACUCGGAUUAUUUACCGAAAAUCCUCUCUAGGGAUUUAAUUCAAUUCUCUUGCACACCAGAAAAAUCUCCAUCUUUAAUAAUAAGAAGUAAACUUUAACUAGAUUAUAAGCAGAUAUUAAAAAAUAUGAAGCAGAAGCAAACAAUGAGGAAUAUUAUUAAAUGGAUAUUAGUUUUUCUAAAUACCUUUGUAGUUAAAGAACUAGGAGCUAUACCAACAUAUCAAGAUAAUCAUCUAGAGGAUGAUAGAUUCUCACCAGGAUUUUUAACAAUAGGACAAAAGUACAGCUAUGCCAUUGGAUCUACAGUAAUUUUGCCAUGCAAAAUUAACGAUACUGACAGAAACAUUCAGUAUGUGUUAGCAUGGAAAAGAGGAAAUGCAGUCCUGACAGCAGGUUCCGUAAAAGUGACAAUGAAUCCCCGAAUUCGUCUAAUUCCCGUCCAUGAACUACCUGAAAUAUCAUCGACAUCGAUGACAUCACAUAAAUCACCAACGGGAUACAAUUUAGAGUUACGUGAUGUACGUGUCACAGAUGCUGGCGAUUAUGCAUGUCAGAUUGGUACGUUAGAGCCACAAGAAAUCAUACAUAAAUUGGAAGUUUUAGUGCCACCAAAAAUCGAUUUUAUAUCUCCAAGCGGCGGCAGAUUAGAUGUUGCAAAAGGAUCACCAAUUCGUUUGGAAUGUCGAGGAUCUGGCAAUCCCACGCCGAAAAUUUAUUGGUCGAGAAAGAACAAUGUGAUGCCUAAUGGUGAAGCAAAUGUGACGGGAAAUACUUUUGAAAUUCCACACGCAGAUCGUCAUUCAGCCGGACAUUAUAGAUGUAGUGCCGACAAUCGUGUGGGUGCUGCUGAUAUGAGAGAAAUUUUCGUGAAUGUUUUAUUUGCGCCUGAAAUUGAAGUUGACAGAGCAUUCAUACAUACAGGAGUUGGAUAUGAAGCACAACUGACAUGCUUAGUUCACUCAGAACCGCCAAGUAACGUCAUCUGGUAUAAAGACACGACACAAUUGGGAACUACUGAACAACAUUCACAACAGACACGCGGCAACAAGCAUUCAUUAAUAAUACGAAAUGUUACGUAUAUGGAUCUUGGCAACUACACAUGUCAGGCAUCAAACAACUUGGGAAAGGAUAGAAGUUCUCUGACAUUGAGUGGUAUACCAACUGUUUGCUAUUUUGAUUCGAAAACAAUCAGCGAUUAUCGAGAUCGAUACAACAUUUCAUGGAGUGUACAAAGCUUCUCACCAAUACGUGAAUAUCGUCUAUUUUAUCGUAAGCAAACGCCAAAAUCAUACAUGAUGACACAUCAGAUUCAGCAGCAUCUUGAUAAGUCAUUUGAGAAUACUGUGAGUGGAAACAGUGGAAGUAGUUCACAUCAUUAUGUUCCACCCUAUUCGACUGGCUUAUCUGAUCAAUGGGAGAAUGUUGUCAUACCAGAAAAUUUCCCUGAGUACUAUCCAUCGUCAGCAUCAUCGUUCAAUCUCAAUGAUUAUCGCUAUAAUAAUCAUAUGGUGAAUACUCAUCAUCACAUGAGUUACUUAAUUAAAAAUCUUUCACCAAAUACCAAUUAUGAGGCACGUGUACAAGCGCGUAAUGACCAUGGAUGGAACAAAUUAUCUAAUGUUUUUCAUUUCUCGACGCGAUCAGAGGACAUGGAACUUGAAGCAUCGCACACACCGACAGUACUUCGUAGUGCCGGCCUAUUGGAUAAGGGCUGGUUGAGUAGUGGUAGUGAGUCAUCAACGAAUAAAUUAAUCAAUAUUUGCUCCGCAUUGCUGUGUAUUUUGUUAGCUUCAUUUCUUCAGCACACAACAAAUUAAUUAAUUAAUUAAUUUAGCAACUUAUUUUUUCUGUGAAUGUGAACAAAAAAAAAAAUUAAAUGAUAAAAAAACUGCAUACAUGGAGUAAAAGCAACAUAAGUGUAUGUUUAAUGCCCAAGAGAUUGUUUAUAAUAACGAGAAAUAUUUAAUAAAAUUAAAAACAAACUUAAUUGAGAGGAGAGAAAAUUUAAUAAACACAAAAAGAAAAAAUUAUAGUGAAAAGUAAUUAACGUGCAAAAUUGGCCUGAAGUGUACCAUUUCUGAAAAAUUUAUUAAAAAGUAAUGAAGAAAGAGAUGAAAAAUUAAUUAUAUAUAUUGAGAGUAAAUUAUUAUGAUUAUUAUUACUGUGAAGAUUAAUAAUUAACUAAAUAGUAAUUAAGUGACAACGCAUGAAAUGAUAAAUAAGUCUGAUGGUGAUGCAAAUUGUUCUUAGUGCAGAUUUUAAUGUAAGCAAAUUAAAGUGCUGCUGCUGUUCACAUCUUUGGGGGGUUUCUUGUUGUUUGCUUAUUGCGUCGCAUAGAUUAGAGUUUUUUUGACACCUCUUGUCCACUUUGAUGCAUUAAAAUUGAUUUAUAACUUCAUCUUGGAUUCAAGAAGGGGGUGGAAGGUCAGAAGAUGUACGACAAUUUUUUUUUAAAAAAAUUUCAAAAAUAGUUUCAACAUUUAAAAAAAAUAUAUUUCAACAUUUAUAAAGUUGAGGUCAAAAAACUAGAUUUGUAUGUUAAGUAAAACUUGAUCGACUCGUAAGUUGCAGUAGAGAAGCGAUCAAAGUUGCUACCCUAAAGGUUUAAAGUAAAAAUUGUCCUUUACGAUACGCCAGAGUUUUAAUUUAAUUCCAUGCUUCAAAAACUCUUGCUACAUCACUGCUGAGUUGUUGACAGGAAUCAACACGAACAAGAUUGCAACAAUAUUCAUUGUGAACCUCGGUCGACACUCUUUUACAGUUUGCACUAGAUUUGAAUGUGUCAAUAGAUUUGAUAAUAUCGCAUUAUGGUCACUUUGGAUCGGCAUCAGAUAUCUUCUAUGAUUCAUAUAUACACAAAAAAAUCACUCACAAAAAAUAUUUAAGAAGUUUCCACACAAAACUGAAAAAAUUUGCAAAAAAAAUUGUUUUUCAUAUAAAAAAAAUGGAGUAAAAAAUUCGUGUAAAUAUUCAUAGAUGAAAAAUUUUCAUGUACGCCAUUUGCAUUAAAUUAAAUUAAUUUGUUUUACAUGAAAGAGUGAACGAUGAACGAAAUGAGGAAGGCAAGAUGAUUAAAAUGAACAAAAAAAUUGAUAGAAGAAGAAUUUUAAAACCUUGUAAAUAAUUUCUUUAUUUUUGUAUGGGACCACGUGAUUUUUCUAUCCAAAAAAAAUAAUGGAAGUUGAAAGAAACAUAAAUUUUUUUCCCUUUCUUUCUCAAUCUGUAGCCAUUCCAAAAAAAAUGAUAUUAAAAAGCUUUUCAUUUAUCCAUAACAUUAUUUUCUUAUGUUGAAAU